UCGAGGGACGACGGAGCGUUUCAUCAGUAGUAAACAUCAGUUGGCGUAAGACGGUCUCGGAUGGCUGUCAUCGUCCCAAGCUUGCUACCACGAUACGUGGUGUGUGAACGAUCAGGCGGCGGUGUGUACACGCUGGCCGCGUGUGCGUUCGCGAUCAUUUCUUGAGAACCUGCACGGGGAUAUUUCGUGCGUGCGUGCGUGGUUGCGUAUGCCGGGAGAAGACUCCUCGUGCUACAGAGUGCUUGGGUCGUCGUUGUUACUCGUGGCAUUGCCCGUCACGUUCAUCGAAAGUGCACACCGUUAUUAGUCUCGCGCUUUCCACUCGACAUCACACCUGCUCCGCCGUGUCCUGGUGUCGUUCACCGAGCCACCUUAUCGCUUCGCCGUUGCAACUUCCUGUUCACCGAGCACCGAGACAAAGGUGGAGACUGAAAUUGGAGGUAACCGCGAGGCUAACAGGUGGAAAAGGGUUGAAGUACGCGAAAUAUCACCACGCGUCACGCAGGGGUGGUGGGUCUAUGGGGGGCUCCGCCCCAGCGGCCCCCCGGCUCCAGUCCAAACGGAAACUGCCGGAACGGUGCCAUUCUGGCGAGGUCCAAGACCGCCCCGCUUCCGGUACCACCGUCCAAACGGAUGAAGAGCCCCUCCAACAUCAUGAGGCAGUCCAGCCUCACCAAGCUUGGUUCCAUGAUCAAUACCGCCGUGAACAAGAGAGCCGGCAAUGGUGACAUACAGUGGUGUUUCUCGCAGGUGAAAGGAACAUUGGAAGAUGAUGUCACCGAAGCUGAUAUAAUCUCGUGCGUUGAAUUUAACCACGAUGGCGAUCUUCUGGCAACAGGAGAUAAAGGUGGACGGGUUGUUAUUUUUCAAAGAGACCCCAUUAGUAAAAACAGUAUACCACGGAGGGGUGAAUACAAUGUAUAUAGCACCUUCCAGAGUCAUGAACCUGAAUUCGAUUACCUGAAAUCACUAGAGAUAGAAGAAAAAAUUAAUAAAAUUAGGUGGCUAAAAAGAAAAAAUCCCGCACAUUUUCUACUUUCCACGAAUGAUAAAACAAUUAAAUUGUGGAAAGUUAGCGAGCGGGAUAAAAGAGUAGAAGGGUACAAUACAAAGGAAGAAAAUGGUUCGAUUCGUGACCCUGCUUGUAUCACUUCUUUAAGGGUACCAUCUAUAAAACCAAUGGAGUUGAUGGUGGAAGCGUCGCCGAGAAGAAUAUUUGCCAAUGCGCACACUUAUCAUAUAAACAGUAUAAGCGUCAACAGUGACCAGGAAACAUACCUCAGUGCUGAUGACCUUAGAAUUAAUCUUUGGCACCUAGAGAUCACAGACCAGAGUUUUAAUAUAGUAGAUAUUAAGCCAACUAAUAUGGAGGAAUUAACAGAAGUUAUAACUGCUGCAGAGUUUCAUCCAGCAGAAUGUAACGUUCUGGUAUAUAGUAGUAGCAAAGGAACAAUUAGACUUUGUGACAUGAGAUCUGCUGCACUUUGCGACCAACACAGUAAACUCUUUGAAGAACAGGAAGAUCCAACCAAUAGAAGUUUUUUCUCUGAAAUAAUCUCGAGUAUAAGUGAUGUAAAACUUAGUCAUUCUGGAAGAUAUAUGAUCAGUAGAGACUACCUCAGUGUGAAAGUGUGGGAUUUGCAAAUGGAAACCAAACCCAUUGAAUGUUACCCUGUACAUGAAUACCUAAGAUCAAAGUUAUGUUCACUGUAUGAGAAUGAUUGCAUCUUUGACAAAUUUGAAUGUUGUUGGAGUGGUAAUGAUUCCGCUAUUAUGACGGGCUCGUACAAUAAUUUCUUCAGAGUAUUUGAUCGUACAACUAAGCGUGAUCUUACACUGGAGGCGGCGCGUGACAUUGCCAAACCAAAAACACUUCUAAAACCGCGUAAGGUCAGUACCGGUGGUAAACGUAAAAAAGAUGAAAUUAGCGUUGACUGCCUGGAUUUUAAUAAGAAAAUACUACAUACCGCAUGGCAUCCAUCUGAAAAUGUAGUAGCCGUUGCUGCUACGAACAACCUCUUCCUAUUCCAAGACAAACUCUAGCACAUCUGUAUGCAAAUUAUUCAACGGUAUAUAUUGACGUGAGCAGGACACGUUGAACUGAAGAAUCCCAGUGGAACAACGGGUGUCUGAAUUACGCUGACGAAAGUCGACUAUUAACGUGUCAAUGGUUGACUGACCGAAAAGUGGUGUACGUAGCGCCGUCCACGCAGCUCGCAUAUUCAUACACACUAUGUAUACACAAACAUACAGAAUUGCACGUAACACCUUGUCGCGCGUAUAUGUGUAUAUAAAUGCAUGCAAGCAGAGGCAUAUGCAUAGCUCGCCAGACUACUAAAGUUCGCUAGUUCAAAUAAAAUUGCACGGGGAUCCAUUGCCCACUAAUAGAAAAAUGUACAGUUCAACCAAAAUACAGACUCGUGUUGGCGGUUAUUAUUUAACUGUUUUUAAUAAAAUAUUAAUAUUUUCGGUUCGUUUGUAUCAUAGAUAUUGUGCUGCCGCACGAAUUAAAACAUUUUUAAUGUAUGCGAUCCUUCUACAAUAUGGAACAAUAUUUAUGAAAAAAGUGUAUCAGUAGAACCAAGCGCAAACAAUUAAAAGUCGCUAGAUGCGGCUUCUGUACUGUCAAUACGUGUGCGUAGUACAUACAUAAAUUUACUUAAUAAAUUAUUUGCAGAAUAAAAAAAAAAUGCCUUAAAACAAGCACAGAAUGAAAAGUAGAAAUGGUCAUAUGUGCCAAUGAAGUUUAUCUAUAUCUUGUUGCAAUUUUAUUCUUAGCUCAGUAUUGUUCUUCGUAAGUUUUCCCGUAUAUUAAAGUCUGCGUUCUCGGUAGAUAGUUAAAUUCAAAAUUAAAAUUUUUGUAUCAUCGAAAACCUAGUUCCUUUGUUUUUAGGAUAAAUGUAUAUUCACAUUUCUUAAUAACAGCUUUUAAUGCUACAAAGUAUACCGGCAGUUACCAUUACAGAGAAAGCGUAGCUUUCGAUACUUUAAAUUAAUCGUUCGUCGUUAUUAUUUAGUACAAAAAAUAAUGUUACACGGUAGGCCUACAUUCUCUUGUUUUUACUUUCUUAAUAAAAUUUGUCAAGUAUACUCCUUUUCACGUGUCAGUUUAAAACAAAUAUUCGCCGAUACGAGUCGAAUUGAGAAAAUACAAAUCGAAUUCCAUAUUCUACUAAAAACUUGAAGGAAACAGUUCAGUAUCGAUAUAUUUGAUACAUUAAGCAAUAAACAGCAUGGGUGCGAAGCACCAUUCGUCGAUUGUCGCUUUCUAAUGAAAAAUUGCUCGGCUAAGAGAUAUGCGGAAACUGUGGUAAUUACAGAGGGAAUACAGAUUUUCUAAUAUUUCUUAUCGAUAACUUAUUAACACGUAUACACUUACAUAUAUAAGCAACGAUUUCGUAUACAGAUAAAAGUAACCUUAAAAAGUGCAUUUGACGAUGGUAAGCUGGGCUUGCAGAGUUUAUAUAAAUUAAAUAUGCGCUGUGUAACAUGUAUAUUAACGGAAUGUAACAGUAACAUUCGUGAAACCUAUAGGGACGAAAUUCGAAUGUAAUAAUAAGAUCGAAACAUACGCGCGGAUUACCGAUUGCGAUCAAGGUGAAUAUAAUUGAAAUUUUUUUAUCGAUAAAUACAACAGCGAAAGUUGUCUCGGCGACACAUAAUACCCUACAUUGGUUACUUGAAUUGUAUGUACAUGAUCGAGAAUUAGAGCUAAUAAUUUUCACGUGUACAAAUAAGGAUUCUUGAUACAAGCUAACAAUCGACUUUCGAGAUUUCCUAACGGUACAUAAGCAAUCAUAUAGUUUUAUAAAAACAAGAAAAAAAUAUAUAUAUGGCCGCUACAUUAAAAGAUUAUUGUAGGAGAUUUACUCGGACUCGCCAAUUGUCCCUGAUUUCAUAUAAAUUCUCUGAAAGAUCUGCUAUAUCGCCAAAAAUAAACGUGAUGUAAAAUUAUGCGCUUUGAUUAGUUCCAACCGAUCAUAUUCUUACUCGAACGAUGUAACGUUUAAGCAUUAAGUUUUAGGUAUCGAAAAUUGAUUAAUUAGGUAUUUUAUUCGUUGGGUUUCAGAGCCAAACAAAUUAUUAUAUGAUAUUAUUACGUUUCUUGCGAUGCAGCUUUCACGCGUCUUAUAAUUUCCUACGAGAAAUAUGCACGCGAGAGUAUAGACAUAACCGAGAACUAUACACGAAUCUCUACUAGAUCGCCGCUAAAGGUAUUCAAUUCCGUAAUUACCAUAUCGGUGCGGAAAAAGUAAAAGAAAAAACCAGCUUCUACGUUUUAUUCACUGCAAUGCACGAAACGUAAUAAUCGGAUACCAAACCAAGACUUAUUACUCAAUAUCUUUGUAACGCGACAUUUAGGCGAUUGUGUACUCACGGAGAAAGAGGGUGAAAAGACACGAAUAAAAAUGCAAAAUCAUAAUCGAUAAGCUGUAACCAUAAUACGUUAUCAAAAAGGAUAUUACGCGCGACGGAACCGCGACAUUCGUUAUCUGUGCUCGAACAAAACAUAGAGUUAUUUUUACAAUAAGUAAUAAUAUUAUUAUCGCUAUUAGUAUUAUUAUUAUUAAUAUUAUUAUAGGGAUUCUGCGUUAUUUGGUUGUUUUGUUAACUGCUAUGCAGGUUCACUAACGGUGAUGACCAUUUGAUCUGUUCGGUUAGUUAGGUAGCAUGAUGUCGAUGGUGUAUAUGUAAUUGAUCGCGAACUAAAACAAUUGUGUUAAGUGGCUAGAAAUAAACCGAUACUUGUCACGCGGUGAAGCGGUUUCAUGAAAGCUAUCACACAGGGUGUCCCGUAAUUCAAGUAAAUGCGAGUGCUUGCUUGUUUACAAAUAAGUUGAAAAGUUUCCAAAAAGUUUCAACUUAUUUUUGAACGAUGAUUCGCUUUUCUGUUUAGUUGUACCGAUCGGGACGCCCAUUAUUCCAAAGGAUUCAAAGUAUACAACAAAGAGCCCAGGGCUCCCGUCGUAUUCUUCAUAGACGUAAAGUUUAUUGGUGACAAGAUCGAUGAAUAAUAACAACAAAUGAUCGAGAAAUGAAUUACAGUGAAACUAAUAUAAUAAUGAAAUCACUUGAAUAGAAUUUGUAUCCGCUUAUUUGAUACAAAGAGUUGGGGAGGGAGCAAGGGCAAAACUGAAGUGUCCCGUGCGUGAUGAAUUCCUCCGGAAGACAUUCUGACUUAGAAAAAAAAUGCCUUACGACGUCGUAUCAUCGCUGCAUCCGUGCAUCGGACAAUCCGAAUUGACGUAAAAGUAUAAAGAAAAAAAAAAAAAGAAGACGAAAAAGAACACUGAGCAGAGUAGUACUUUUGGCACGCAGGACCUGUCUCGUUGUGAUAAUAAACGUCAUUGUAUUACUAGCCGAAUGUUGGAGCUCUAUUUUUAUUAACGUACCACAUACGUAUUAUUAGUCCAUACUUAGCGUUUUUAUAGCAAAUACGUAAGGAGAGUCUUUUUACCUGUCUUGCGUGAGGAACAAAACUAAAUAGAAUUGCGAUAGUUUCGAUCCGCGACACUUUCGCGAGUUGAAUUUUACACGGAUUUUCUUCGUAAUUAUUACAUGGAUUCAUUUCUUCUCGCUGAUGCACGCAAUUAGGUAGAACGAACGAUCACGGUAUCCACCGUCUAAAUGCGGAUAAUCGUGCCAUAAUGCGCUAACGCGUAAAGAUAUCGCUUUUUUUUACUCUCUCCAC
Molecule: messenger RNA, 5692 nt
Organism: Hylaeus volcanicus
Lineage: Eukaryota; Metazoa; Arthropoda; Insecta; Hymenoptera; Colletidae
Gene: tws
Product: protein phosphatase PP2A 55 kDa regulatory subunit
Exons: 10
Coding region: 634-2043 (469 amino acids)
Biological process (GO): peptidyl-serine dephosphorylation
Cellular component (GO): protein phosphatase type 2A complex; cytosol
Molecular function (GO): protein phosphatase regulator activity; protein binding
Source: RefSeq, a predicted model, not a curated record